Molecule: messenger RNA, 1314 nt
Organism: Penicillium atrosanguineum
Lineage: Eukaryota; Fungi; Ascomycota; Eurotiomycetes; Eurotiales; Aspergillaceae
Exons: 2
Coding region: 1-1314 (437 amino acids)
Source: RefSeq, a predicted model, not a curated record
AUGAAGCUGCAAUUACCGGUUAAGAUUGUCUUCGGAGCUGCUGCUUUUGCCGUCACUACUCUGGCUGCCGCGUCGGAGUAUGGCUAUCCUCUCCCACCUUUUGCACGGGCCGCUGUCGCAGUUCUCAGUGAGGUCAGUUGCACCAACCGCUUUCAGCAUAUGAGACAGCUCGCAACAUCUGCCUCCCAAGCUGUCGUACGUCCCAAUGUGGACACACUGUACUCGACAGCCGUUAUUGAUCUCUCCCACCAUGACGUCGUGGUAGAUAUUCCCGUCGUCAAAGGCCGGUACUGGGUCUUUCCGUUCUACGAUGCGUACGGCAACAACUAUGCCAAUCUGGGUAGCAUAGAGAACAGCAAAGCGGGCAAAUACAGUCUCCGUUUUAACGUCGGCGGCAAACAAAAUACAGGUGUACAGCUGUGUAGUGAUCCGGAAAAGUGUGACGGCCUUCAGGGCUAUGUCAAUGCGCCAACACCGUAUGGACUUAUGGUGAUUCGUUACGCUGUUACAGACACCGUGGGCGACCUGCAACAAAUUCACGCUCUCCAGAACCAGAGCGGCCUUCAUACCGUUGAAAAGGGUGAUGGAACUACUUGUAAAGCAACAGCACCUACCCUGACCAUGUCUAUGCUCAAUUCGUCGUUGUCUGCCGACCCGGCGAUGAAGAUUAUGCAACUGACGGCACGCAUUGCGCCGCAUAACCCUCCGCGCAACAUCACGGACCUGGCACGGGUCAACCACAUGCUCAAAGAAUCUGGCGUCAGGGACGGGGUAUAUAAGCCCCAGAAAGGCCAGAACCUGACUGCAUCAUACAUUGCCUCGGAGAUGACCAUGUCCAAAGCAGCCAGUGAACCACAGAACCUGCAUUCGCUCGGAAACGGAUGGCAAGAACUAACCCCGACGGCACAGGGCGAUUACGGCGAGAACUAUGCGAUGCGAGAAUAUGUAGCAUACUUUGGCUACCUCGCUCUCAGGGCAACGGAAGCAUUAUACCCCUCGUACAGCACCGGUCAAAAGGGCCUGCACCUGGGCCCCAGGGAGUCUUAUAUCUUCACGUUCCCCAGCAAACCGCCGAUGGCGCAGUAUGGGUUCUGGAGUUUGACUGCAUACAAUACGGAGGAGUACCUCAUCCCCAAUACGCUGAAUCGAUAUGCGCUGAGCGACCGCUCCAAUCUCACGUACGCUGAUGGUUCUCUGGUGUACGACGGCAAUGCCCAUGGUGAUGGUGAUGGACAUUUCCAGCUGCUGGUUCAGCCAGCAGAUGUGACUCCCCCAAAGAACUGGAUGUCCAAGUAUGCGGCAAUCACCUUCUAG